Molecule: messenger RNA, 828 nt
Organism: Exaiptasia diaphana
Lineage: Eukaryota; Metazoa; Cnidaria; Anthozoa; Actiniaria; Aiptasiidae
Exons: 3
Coding region: 91-828 (245 amino acids)
Source: RefSeq, a predicted model, not a curated record
UACUUUUUGAGCUACAUUGCAUAUAAGAAACUAUGGCUUCAAGAAGAUGGCUUCAAUCUUACUAUUCGCUUCAAAUGUCGACAGCUUACGAUGUCCUGUCUGAGUUUUGUGUAUUAUCCAAUCGUUGGAGCGACAGUGUCUGUGCUUCGUCCAUGUGAUGAUGACAAAGGAGUGCGUUUCAUGCCUAAAACGCCCUGGAUAGACUGCAGCAGUGCGACUUACCAGAUACUUACCACAAUGGGCUGGGUUUCUGUUGUCAUCUAUAUCAUUGGUUAUCCUGCCAUGCUCUUUAUUCUGAUGAAGAUCUUUUAUAAGAAGAGGGAUUUCAUGAAUGGAAAGGAAAAGGAAAACUUGGAUUCUUGGCUUGGUUCAGUGUAUUUGCCAUUCAAACAAGAAUAUCAGGCGUACUUUGAGUUCGUCCUUGUUCUUCGUCGUCUGUUGCUGGCCGUUUCAUUAUCUGUUCUUGCAUCCAUGAAGUCGACACAAUCGUUGGCUGUUAGCUUGAUUCUUAUAAUUUCUGCCAUGAUUCAGCUUCGUCUCCAGCCAUACGACAGCACCAGAAACAACGUCAAUUGCCGUGAUCGUCGAAUGCGCCAUAACAAUGUCUAUGACAUUGACAGCGACCAUGAACAUGACCAUAACAAUGRCAAUGACCAUAACAAUGACAAUGACCAUGACAAUGACCAUAACAAUGACAAUGACUAUGUUGGCAUCUMUCGACAGGUUGUUCGGAGUUCCGGUUGUGUGGAUUGUGAUGGUCGUCAAUGGCUGUCUUUUGAUAGUUUUAGUAUCUUUCAUCUUUUGUCAAGUAUUGGGUCUCAAUCCUAG